CAUAAUUGCUCUAUUAUACAUGCAUCAAUACUAAGUUCUUGUGCAAUAUGUCACGGAGGGAUCCAACAAAACCAGCAGAGCCUGUCGCGUAUAGCUCGAAGACCAGCGGCAACGAUAUCUUCGCGGCUGAUCGCGUCACCACCGAGAUUAGCGGUCCAACAGACAGUCAUAUUCUUUCUAAGGUGGAUCAAGAUGAUAAAGGACUGGCUCAGAAGGCUGGACAAACAGACACUGUCACGGAUGUGGGCUGGAAUCAACACCCCGACGAGCUUGACGAGCAGAUCGUGUCCGGAAUCUCAAAUGAAGAUCUUUGGAUGCUGAUUCGACGUUUCAACAAGCAAAUCUAUUAUGUGAAAGCGGUGCCGCAUCCCCCCCUGCAACGACUGGACCUCAACCGGGCCGAAGAUGAGCAAUUCUCCCCUGAUAAGCUGCGCGCUACCCUUGAGCGAUUCUACACAACCAUUAUCGUCUCGUUAACUUCAUUCGUCAAUCAUAUUGCCAGGCUACGCUCAUGGAGGGAGCGCCAACGGACAGCGGCAUUCUGUGCUGUUUAUUUUGCUGCGUGGGCCUUGGAUCUGCUUGCUCCGACAAUCUUCACCCUUCUAAUAGUGCUGGUUAUUAGUCCUGAUAGCAGGUCAUACUUGUUUCCUCCUGCUCCUAUAGCUCUGGUGGAUAAGGAUACCGGUGGCGUGCAAAAGCCCAAAGCCGGCGUCUUGGGUUCCCAUGAUAGUAUCGCUGGGGCACCCGAGAAUAUGAAGGGUGAAGCUGCCGAACAGGAAGCUAGCAACCUCUUUACAAGCGUUGCUAGUGUUGCUGUUGGUAGCGUUGCCGGCAAGCAUGAUCAAGGGACACCUGAUGAUGCCCCAAUGGAAGAUAAUGCUCCAGAUGUGAUGAAGCUUGCUACCAGCGCAGCAGAUGCCCAGACAGCUGCUCGUGGGGAAGCCCCGGACGAAGCUCAUGAUAAGACUAGGCAACCCAUGAGAGAUACCGUUUACAACGGUGCUAACAUGGCAAUGCGCGUGCUGAGCGACAUAAUUGACACCUAUGAACGGUUUGGCAACGCUUUGUCACCAACUCCUCCGUUCUCCAUCGUGACUCCCUACGUCCGCCUAACAGCCGUGCUAUCUGUUGGUUUCCUGAUCUCACUCAUCACUUCCAGCUACGUCUUUGUCAAAAUGAUUACUUUCGGUACUGGAUUCGCUUUCUUCGGAGACCCGAUCAUUUGGCGUGGUGUGGCCUACUUGAAUCGCGAGUACCCCCGAUGGGAGAAAUUGCUCGAGCUCCAGAACUCCCUGCUGAAAGGAAUUCCCACCAACGCACAACUCACCCUAACUCUUCUCCGAAUCGGCGAAGCCAACGGUGCCCCCCUCCCACCACCACCAUCCCACUCCCUCCACCAAACACCAUACCACCCGGCCCCCAUCAACGACAAGGAUAUCAACAUCUCCGCCUCAGAAGAAGAAAUUAACCAAGCAAUCGCCCCCUCCCCCGAACCCGUCAUCGAAGAACACGAAGUACACCCCAAACCCCACAAGAAAGGCUUCAUGAACCGCAUGAUCGGCUUCUUCCGAGGCACCACCGCCACAGGCAUCCAAAGCAAGCUCGCCGUUGACCGAGCCCGCGCAGCCGCCGGCUCCAAGCACGCCAAACCCCGCGUCGGUGUGCUCCGCAGCAAAGGCAAACUCACCCUCCCAUCAGGCCCCAUCCAAUUCGAUGGGCGAUACAAAGGCAAGCGGGGCGUCGUGGUGCUCGACCAGUCCCAGAAGCCACCAUUGCUUUACUUCACGACGGACCAGACCGUGCAGUUGGAUAAACCUGGUCUGGAACAUCGGCCGAAAGGCACAGUGCUGUUCACGAUGCCUGUGACGGAUAUUUUGGAGAUGAGGAAGAUCGGUGGACUUGGGUGGAAGGGGAAGUUGGUCACGGGUUGGGCUGUGGGUGAGAGUAAGGAGGUUGUGGAUGGAAUGGUGCUUACGGGGAGGUUGCCGGAGCAGAAGUACCAGCUUACGGCUAUGAAGACUCGCAAUCAGUUGUUUAAUCGACUGGUUGCUAUUGAUGGACAGGUUUGGGAAAGUUAUUGAUCUUGGUUUGGAUGCUUGCUAAGGUGUUUUUCAGGUUUGGAAGUAGUGAGGUCUCGAGCUUUGUUGAGGUGGUGAAUGGUAUGAUGGUUAGGAAUUUGUGCAUAUGGGAAAGUUGGAGAUAUGGUCACAAUGGGUUUUGUGUACAGAUGUUUUAUUGUACUGGUAUAAUUG
Aspergillus vadensis CBS 113365 is the source of this 2252-nucleotide messenger RNA. Its product is annotated as DUF3292 domain-containing protein. The transcript is spliced from 5 exons. Lineage: Eukaryota; Fungi; Ascomycota; Eurotiomycetes; Eurotiales; Aspergillaceae. Bases 48 to 2081 code for a protein of 677 amino acids. The record is from RefSeq and is a predicted model, not a curated record.